This is a messenger RNA of Clupea harengus (Atlantic herring), 4288 nucleotides long. RefSeq names its product GATA zinc finger domain containing 2Ab (gene gatad2ab). Gene Ontology annotation, molecular function: sequence-specific DNA binding. Gene Ontology annotation, biological process: negative regulation of transcription by RNA polymerase II. NCBI's taxonomy places the organism in Eukaryota, Metazoa, Chordata, Actinopteri, Clupeiformes, Clupeidae. Gene Ontology annotation, cellular component: NuRD complex. The record is from RefSeq and is a predicted model, not a curated record.
UUGAUCAUCACAGGCUAUAUGUCCCUAUCUGUGGGUGUCUGAGUCCGGCCGCCCGGAGCGGCUAAACGCGCAUGCUUAGUACUGUGACGCCGUGUCUCCAUGUGUAAACGGCUCAUCAUUAUUUGGCAACCAGAGAAGCAACGGGCAGGGCUGAAAGGGGAUCCCCGGGAUUUUUUACACCGAACUAAGGGGUAAAUAGUUACUCGGAACGCGUGGGAAAGUCUCGAGGGAAGCUACUGCAUCAUCACUCCUUCUCCGUAAGUUCAGCUAUAUGUAAUGCUGGAGUGAAAACAAGUGAGGAAGAUGUCGGAGGAGGCAGUGCGUCGGACACGUAGUCAAAAGAGGGCGCUUGAGAAAGACGCCCUGCCCUCGGAGGCCGAGCUGAAGCGGCUCAAGCUGGAGCACUCCGAGUUGCCAGCUGACGGCGACGGUGACGGUGACGGGCUCCGGCUCGGGGACAACACCACAGUGGCCAACGCGGCCAAGGUCAGCAGCAUGCUGAAGGCCGGUGAGGUCAAAGCCACCAUCAAGGUGGAGCUGCAGACUGGAGACGAGCCAGUGGACAUGAGCACGGCCAAGAGUGAGAUUAAGAAAGAGAGGCCGCCAACGCCAGAUGAUGUCAUUGUGCUGUCGGACAACGAGCCCUCCAGUCCAGUCAUGAAUGGUCUUAGCCCCAGUGUGAAGAAGGCUGACACAGAGAUGCUCAUGAAGAGCAGUCCAGAGGAGCGUGAGCGUAUCAUAAAGCAGCUGAAGGAGGAGCUGCGUCUGCAGGAGGCCAAACUGGUGCUGCUCAAGAAACUCCGGCAGAGCCAGAUCCAGAAAGAUAGCACCAUGCAGAAGCCCAUAAAUUCAGUGGCCACUCCACCUCCACUGGUCAGAGGCAGUGUCCCCUCCAGUAAAGGGCAGCUCCAAGCAAGCUCAGGCCGCAGCUCAGGCACUGUCAUUCCACCCCCUCUGGUGCGCGGAGGUCAGCAUAUCAACUCCAAGAUGGGCUCCCAGAACGCUCAGAUAGUCAUGCCACCCCUUGUCAGGGGAGCUCAGCCCAUCUCGGUGACUCCCCAGCAGAUCCAGAGCCUGAGGCAGCAGCACCAGGCUCACUCGGGCUCCGGCCCCCCUCCCCUGCUGCUGGCCCCACGGGCCUCCAUGCCCAACCUGCAGGGCCAGAGGAUCAUCCAGCAGGGCCUGAUCCGUGUGGCAAACGUCCCCAACACCAACGUGCUGGUCAACAUCUCACAGGCUUCUCCAACCCACCUGAAGGGCUCCACAGUGACCUCACAGGGGAACUCCUCAGUCAAUGUGAACGACUCUCCGGCCAGCCGGCAGGCCGCGGCCAAGCUGGCCCUCCGCAAGCAGCUGGAGAAGACCCUCCUGGAGAUCCCCCCGCCCAAGCCACCCGCACCACAGCUCAACUUCCUGCCCUCCGCCGCCAACAACGAGUUCAUCUACCUGGUGGGGCUGGAGGAGGUGGUGCAGAACCUGCUUGACUCGCUGGGCAGAGGGAAGGCCUCAGGAUCAGGCCCUCUGGGCUCCAAGGAGCCGUUCAGCUGCUCCCAGUGCCGGACAGACUUCACCUCCCGAUGGAGGCAGGACAAGGGUGGCACCAUCAUGUGCGAGCAGUGCAUGUCCUCCAAUCAGAAGAAGGCCCUGAAGGCGGAGCACACCACUCGGCUGAAGGCGGCGUUCGUCAAGGCCCUGCAGCAGGAGCAGGAGAUCGAGCAGCGCAUCAUGCAGCAGGCCGCCUCGCCCAUCUCCUCCAAGCCCUCCUCCUCCUCUUCAUCCUCCUCGGCCUCUUCGUUGUCGUCUUCGGUGGUGAAGGCGGAGCAUCAUAUGCUGGUGUCUCCGCAGUACAAGCAUGCUCGCGCCUCCUCUCUCUCUCACCAGGCCCAGGCCAACCGCAGCACGCCAGUCAGCCGCCACCACUCCACCAUCAAGCAGAGUCCAGGCCAGCUGUCCCGUUCGGCCCAGUCUGUGGGGGGGCGGGCGGUGAGCCACACCUUCUCCACUGCCAUGCAGCUGCAGAAUGCCGUGAACGCCGCUGCUCUGGUCAGCAGGCCAGGUAAGCAUCCCAUGCGCCCAGGGGCAAAGGUCAGCAGCAGCAGCAGCAGCAGCCGCAGCAGCAGUAGCCCCGCCGCCACAGCCUGGAAGAAGCAGAACGCCCUCAGCGCAGCCGUCACCAUGGCCUACGUGAACCCCAGCCUGACGGGGCACAAGAGCACCUCUGCUGUGGAGCGUCAGCGCGAGUAUCUGCUGGACAUGAUCCCGUCUCGCUCCCUCUCUCAGACAGCCAACACAUGGAAAUAACACCACGGCCCCCCCCCCCUCCUCCUUUAUUGGACAAGAGAAUAAUAGUAGCUAUAAUUGUAAUGAUUUAUCAACAUAAGAGUGGACAUUUGCUGGAUUACCAGCUAUUGACCUAUUAUAAUAAACAAAAAAAAAGCUCUUCCCACACCCGAUCUUUUAUUAUUUCCUCUGAGCUAGUGGUACUUGUGAGGUAAACAUACCUUGUCUGUGUGUGUUGGGGUUGGAUAAGUAGCCUCUGAGGUGAAGACAAAAAAGGAGGAGAUGAAACAUGGACCUCUUGGGCACCCAUAGGCAGUAACCCAUCUGCACUAUGCGCAGGCAGCUCAGGGCAGCUGCAACAGGUGACUCAGUCACGCCAAAGAUGGACCCACACAGGCCCGACUACUAGCUUCUGCCACUCUGCUGCUUCCUGUUCUCCACUGGACGAGACGACAGAAGCGUACCCACAACACAAGGGAGUGUCUUUGGGCGUAGUUGGACCAUCCACCUAAUCGUACUAGACUUUUUGCUUUAGCUUUGCUAAACUAAAUGCUCAAGAGACUUCUACUUCUAAAUGUAUAAAGACACAGUCUGCCUCUGAGCUGGGUCACCAACCAGCGGAUCUGUCGGAUCAGGUUUGUGUCAUUUUGUAUUGCUGAUUUUUCUUUUUUUUCUGCAGUUUACUGUAAGCAGAGACCCCUAUCUCCAUUCUAAUGAAACUGGACUAUCAUUAAGGUCAAAGUUGUAAGGUCUGGUUGUACAGUUUAGGUGGUUUUACAUCUGAUUGUUAAGUGUUUAUUUUUUAAACACCGUUUUGAAAAAGAUAAAGAGGUAAGGAAGGUAGUUAGCAGUCAUGGAGCACUUCUUGCAGAAGUGAUGUGGUAGUUGGUAUAACCCUCCCUGAUGAAACAGUGGAGCUCCAGUACCUUCAGUUCAUUUGAGAAUGUUGAUCACGGUAGCCUGUUUCACCCAUGAGAAGGGCCAGGGCGUCCUCCUCACAUAUUAUACUUUAGUCCUAGGGUGUGGUGUUUCUUUCCCUUUAGGUAAGUGCUGUAUGUGGGAAUAUUAUUAAAAGGUCACUUUAGAUGAAGGAUAUUCCAAUGCCUUUUUGUUUUUGUUUUUAAAUCUCCAGUUCCUUUAUUUAGGUAUUCUCACUAUUCCCAAUGGCGCUUUUAUGCUCAUGAAAUAAUCCGUACUCUAUUGAUGCUCCGUUAGCAGUGGGGUGGUGGAGUAGAAGAUACUGUGAUCGCAGAAGUUUGUAUUCUCCUGGUGGAGAAGGCCAGGCAUGGGGGGGGGGGGGGGGGGGGGGUUUCCCUUUACGUUUUACUGGUGUAGUGCGCAGCUGUAGGUAAUGCGACCUAUUAAAGCUAAACCCCACACAGAUUGAUCAAUCUUAUGUCUAAACAAAAUUGAAAUGUUAAUCCUAAAUCUAUUAGUCAUUUUAGUGCUUCCAACUGGUCAUAGCCAUAUUGGCUUCACAGCAGUGGGCGCCUCAAACACAUUUUUGUCCCCCAUGACUACUAGGUUUGUAGUACUUCUGAACUCCGCAUCAUCUACAUUUAACUUACCUGGCAUAUUUUAACAGUGUUUUUGGCGAUUCCAGCCUCUUCACCCAUCCUCAUCCAAUUUAUUUCCAUAGUUUUAAGUCAUAAAUUGAGUCAUUAAUUUCCGUGUUGAAAGUCUUCUGCUCAGAAACGUCUGGACGUCUGUGGAGAAUCAGUGUCCAUCUUUGGGCUCCUAGUUCUGUAGCUGCUCGUCUGUCCGCAGCAUUGCCCUCUCUGAGUGAAAAAACUAACACCAUUCCGUCUUUAGGGAUGCUGGCAACCUGUGAGCCUUGCAUACCCACCAUGAAUUGUACAAGAAGUGUAACUUUUGUUGUUUUUUUUUCUGCUCAAUUGUUAAUGAAAAUAAACUAAUUUUAACCCCUUUUACAUUUUUGUGUGAAUAUUUAGGAUUUAAUGGGUUUUCAGGCCUCUGCUGUAAUAAAAAUAAAUUAUAAAAUUUGGAA